Messenger RNA from Symsagittifera roscoffensis, 1174 nucleotides. RefSeq names its product insulin-like growth factor-binding protein-like 1. NCBI's taxonomy places the organism in Eukaryota, Metazoa, Xenacoelomorpha, Acoela, Convolutidae. Gene Ontology annotation, molecular function: insulin-like growth factor binding. Gene Ontology annotation, biological process: regulation of cell growth; regulation of signal transduction. Gene Ontology annotation, cellular component: extracellular region. The record is from RefSeq and is a predicted model, not a curated record. The transcript has 5 exons. Bases 145 to 960 code for a protein of 271 amino acids.
UUAGAAGCAUCUGAAGUUUCCCAUAACUUCUACUUUAAACUCAAUUUUUCAACUUCUGCUCAGCUUUCAAAAGCAGUAAAUUUAUCUAAGUUGUAAGAAAAUCUACGAAAAUUUGAACACAGUUACAGAAAAAAACUUUUAAAAAUGUCGAACUUUAAAAAAUUGUUCUUAAUGGGUUGCUUCGUAAUACUUUCAAUGCCUUGUUUUGCAUCCAAAAAACCCAACGAAGGCCAUCCAAGUUGCCCCAAAUGCGAGAAUGUGAGGUGCCCGAAACCAAAACCAGAAGAUGACGUCAUAUGUGGCGUGGACAUGGUCUUAGACGUGUGUGGCUGUUGUCCAGUCUGUCCUCUCUCGGAUGGGGACUCGUGUUUGAGAGACAGCCACGAAACACUAACCAGACCAUGUGGAUUCGGAACAGAUUGUAUUAUGUCGGCCGAUGGAUCUGCCGAUGAUUUGAACGGAGUCUGUACCUGUCCUAUUACGUCACAGAAGGUGUGUGGCAGUGACGGUGUGUUGUAUGAGACAGUGUGUCAGUUCCACGAGGCACAAGCCAGAGCCAAGAAGAGCCACGACGAGCCAGUGUACAUGGUCAGAGGAGACAGUCCCUGUCUGACCAGACCCAAAAUCAUCAAAAUCACACCCACUCCUCACCUGGUCAAGGUGGGUGAGAACGUGAGUAUAUCGUGUGAGGGGGUAGGCUACCCUACUCCUGGGAUAGUGUGGACUAGGGAGGUGGGCGAGGGGGGAUUCAGAGAUGACCUGCCGGGGGAUGAGGAGAAUGUGUCCAUUCAGACCAGAGGGGGACCCACUUCACACUCAACCACUGCAUGGCUCUCUUUCUCGCCUCUGAAGAAAGAAGACGUGGCUUCCUACAGCUGCCAUGCAAUCAACAACAAAGGAGCCGACACAAAGAAUGUCGAACUCACCACCAGUCUCGACAAGCAAAGAGGAGAACUCUAAGAAUGAGUUUCAAAAAACUUUUUUUUUGCAACAGAAGUUUUUUGCAACAAAAACCAUAUAUCGAACUCACUAAACUAUAAAACUUUGAGUUUAACCUCUAACGACUUACCAGUGCACUCUCUAAUAACUAAGCACAGCUAACAGACUGUUUAAAAACCUUCAAGGAAAACAAGGAGUCCAUAAAAAACGGCUGACAUCAAAAAAUCAAAAUUCG